ACCGAUUGGCAAUCUGGCAAUGCGGAAAUAGAUCUGGCACCCCCCGAUCCCGGACUGUGGAGAGAGGCGUGACAGAGCGAGCAGAGAGGAGAGGGGAUUGCAUUGACAAAGAUAAAAUAAUCAACUCUUUCUUUCCUUUUUUCUUUUUUAAUUAAAGUGCUCAGGUGCGCUCAUCUGCACCAGCUGGGGGGUUUCCAGCGUUUGUUUUCCCACCUGACAAGUCUGAGAAGAAGGAAAGAAGAAGUGCGUUUUUAUCGCUUGGAUUCGGACUUCUUUACUGACUUUUUCCUUUUUUGCAUCAAGCAUGGAUGUGUUGGCGAAUUACAGUAUUUUCCAGGAACUCCAACUCGUUCAUGACACUGGUUAUUUCUCUGCGAUGCCUUCCCUGGAGGAGAACUGGCAGCAGACAUGUCUAGAGCUGGAGCGGUACCUACAGACGGAGCCCAAGCGACUCUCGGAGCUCUUUGAUGAGGAGCUGGACUGUCUCUUAACGCCAACCUUCAUGCAGGGCGUUGACAGUGAUGAGGACCUGAUGGACCCCCUCCUCCCCAGCCUCCCUGACCAGCCCAGCCCGCCCCCACUACUGGUAACUCUCCCUAAGCUCCAGGCCAAAAUCCUCCAGGUACCCAACCCCAGCAAGACCCCGGCAGAGGCAGGGACUGAAUCCCUCACACCAAAGGACCAAGUCCUGGCAGGAGUCAGCGCCGCGCAGCUCAGCGCCGCUGUCACAUCCCUAACACCGCCAUCGUCCCCGGAGCUCGGCCGCCACCUCAUCAAGCCCACACAAACACUGACGGCGACAGCAGACGGUACGCUAACGCUCAAAUUUGUGGCAAAGAAGAUGGGGUUAGGGGCAGCUAAACUGGUGGCAGCGCGAGCGCUACCGUCGCCGCCGGGUCGAGGAGGAGCCCUCAGUGACAGCGAGCAGGGAGGAGGAGGAAGUCAGGGAGGAGAUGUACCAGAGAACAAAAAGAGAGUCCACCGGUGCCAGUUUAAUGGCUGCAGGAAGGUUUACACCAAGAGCUCCCAUCUGAAGGCACAUCAGAGGACUCACACAGGUGAGAAGCCCUACAAGUGCUCAUGGGAGGGCUGCGAAUGGCGUUUUGCCCGCAGUGACGAGUUGACACGACACUACCGCAAACACACUGGAGCGAAGCCAUUCAAGUGCAACCACUGCGACAGGUGUUUCUCUCGGUCGGACCACCUGGCCCUGCACAUGAAGAGGCACAUCUGAGGGCGAAACGAAAAAGGAGUGGGAGAGGGGAAGAAGCAGGAGGAGAAAAAAGGAGGAGGAGGAGAGAUAGGAGGAGAGAGGGAUGGGCAGUCAAGCUACCAACCGCCCGCCUUGUUCACCCCGUCCAUAAACCAACCAGUCGCCUGCAGGGCGGCACAUCCAUCACAGAGAGUCCGUGAACAUCAAACGGACCGGCCGCACUCUCACUGGAGACGGGGAUUGGAGGAAAACGAGGAGUAGCUAGAUUGUUGUUUUUCUUUAAAAUUACACAUUCGCACACUUGCAAUAGUGGACACUCAACACAGCCGUCUUUGAAUGCAUCAUCCCGGUGAACCCCGGCUGCUCUCAUGUGGCUCUGGGGGCUUGGACACUGCCAAAUCAUCAUAUACUUAACUUCGCUUGAUGAAACAUUACUCUGCCUUGUUUUCUUUCUCUGUAGUCAGUGUGUUUAAAUCAUAUGGUCACUUUAGGUGAGGAGAUAGUUCAGUGGGGAAUCUUUAAAUAUCCAUAUAGUCAGUUGUUAGUGCUUUACCGGCUUUUUGAAAUCAAAUACUCAACUUUUUUCUUUGUUUUUUAAUGUUUCUCAUAAACGGAACAUAACAAACCAUCAUCUGCCGCAGUCAGCUUCAAUAAUCUAUGUGAAGAAAACAACAACUAAUCUGCAGGAGAGAGACUGUACGGAUUGGCUUCUAGCAUAGCUGACAAUCGAACCCGGGGGCUUGGACGCUGGGUGUUUCGGUGCACCCAUGGGACCUCGGUCAGCGGGUGCUGCUGCAGCUCUCAGGCUCUCCUCCAGUGGGUGUUUGCAUCUCUCACCUUCACUGGGACGCCUGCCGCCUCCGCAGGCCAUCUGACAGAAAUGCGCAGCGACACUUUCUUCCCUUUUUUUCUACUUAGAGGACGAUAAUUCUUCUUAUUGUUGUUAUUACAAAGAAUGACACUUUGUUCUUUUUCUCUCUUGGAGAAAAAAUGUCUUAAAACUCACUGAAUUGUUGUUUGAGGAAAAAAAAACUGAAAGAUGACUUCAACAGAAUGUGUGGGAUGAGAAGGAGAGCGUUGUUGGUCUUUUAAUCCCCAUGUGCACCGGCUCUGCUUCUGCAGUCUGUGAGCAACCAGUGGAUGAGCAGAAAAAACAGAAUCAUACCGACUCUCAGAGAAGGGAUUUGUAUUUUUUUUGGACUACAAUAAAAGCAGAGAGCAGAGAGGUCUUCAGUUUUUUGUGCUGCUCUUUCUGCCCUGCGAUUCACUCCAGCUGAAAAACAAAACCCUCGGAUGACCCUUAGUGGUCUCACACUCUACCGGAGUCAGGCGGAGGACUCGCUAAAAAACGGCAACCUCUUUUUUUCUUCUUUCUUUGCUUUUUUUGUUGAUUCUGAAAGUCAUCCUGGAGCUCGUUCACAGACUCCGAGAUCUCAUCUCCCCGAUGCAGCACUGCGGGGCAUGAACAGAGGCUGAGGAGCUGCUUCAUGGCUAAUACAUGUGGGACUUAAGACGCCAACCGACCUUUUGUGAGGUGGUGCCGAACAGACGCGGUCACGUCGGCCCCGGUCAAAUUUGCCUGUUUCGUAUCCAUUGACUGCACUGACUUUUUUCCAAUGUUAUCUGUGCUUUUUUUCUACAGCGAAAAAAGGAACACAAAGAAAAAAAAUCAUAAAAAGACUUGAAAAAAAUACGACACAAAAAAACAAUUCUGUCUCGCUCUACACAUUGUAUACAGAACAAGCACACAUACUCCGUCAACACACACACACACACACAGACUUACACUGCAGUUUCUUUGCUCACGGCUCCUCUCGAGAUAAGACUAAUAAGAUUUAGGAAAAUAAUUAUUAAACUAAUGAACAGAGUUGGAAAACAAAACACUGCAUGGCAGGCUUUAUUGCAAACACACACACACACACACACAAACACACAUACACACAAACACACAAACACACAUACACACAAACACACAUACACCAGCUCAUAUACACACACACGCACACUCUUCCUGGAAUUAUAUGUUCUGCUCCCAGAUCUUUUUUCACAGUAGGAAUUUAGCAACUGUUGUUUAGUAGAAGAGUAUCUUAGCUCUCGGCUGGAGGUAACAAACGAUUCCAAAUCUUUUGAAGUGAGAAAUCAGCUUGUUCUCAGUUCCAACAAUCACCCACAUAUCCCUCGCUACAGUUUGUGCCUCUCAUUUAAUCAGCGUUUUUACUUUAGAGACUCUGGAUGCAUUGUUAGUUACAAUUGACUGUAGAAACCACGGUUUUCAUCAAAAAUAAAAACAAUUGCAGCAGGUGUUUUAAAAUAUGUUAAAGAAAUGUCAGUAAUCCUCAAAGACCUUUCUGUCCUGCCUCUCAUUCAAUGUUAAUGUCCUCAAGAUGACUCUCAGAAGCAUAAAAAUCUGUUAAAUCAGCUUUCCAAUCAUAAAACCCCCCUGAAAAACAGACAUUUAACCUAGACAUUGGGUUACAUUACAGUAUUUAUAACUGAUGUCACCAUAACAUAUAGUUUGUUGUUGGAGGAUUCAGUCUUAUGAUAACACCAGAUGUUAUGUUGGUGAUAUUUUAUAUUUUGCACAGAAUUUAAUUCAAUUGAACAGAAUUGUCCCAGUAGCUGUGUUUCCAUUCACCUGUUUUAAUGCACAUUUCAAGCAUCACGUUAGAAAAGAUGUAUGGAAGCAGCAAAAUUUAAAUAAAUAAAAAAUCUCCAAUUUUAUGCUUGCUUCAGGUGGUUUUGGAUGGCCAAAAAAAGAGAUAAAAUGGACGUGGAAAUGCUUUUAUCAAAGAAGUUAGCAAGAUAGCAAACAUUUAACAAACAUGACAGAUCAGCUGUUUGCACUGUCUGCAUCUUCCUUGAUAAUAUAUUAACCUAUCUUUGAAACAUGGCCAAUACUAGCUGACAUGAAAGAACAUAUAAAACUUGCCCAAUUGAAACAAGUUCCUGUUCUUGUAGAUGGGUUGGAUGGCCAAAGCAACUUGCUUUCAUUUACAACCUCUACAGUGUAGACUGUCACACCAGCUCUUGGUAAAACUACACUGUAGCCCAGUUUGUUCUCUUACACCCACUUGGUGGAAACACUUAAAAGCCUUUUUUUGUUUGCUUUUCUUUUUCUUUUUAGCAAAAUUUUAAAAGAUUGCUUAAAAUUUGCUUCACACUUAAAUGGAAACAUGGAUAGUGAGAGGAAAUGUCUGAGCUGAAUUUUACAAUGGCACACUAAUUGGCAUAAUAAAGAAGUAAGUAGAUACAUUUUCAUGCAAAAGGCCUGUGGGGUGGCUUUGUGCUUGUGGCAAAUUUGACCUGUUUCAAGUUCAAAUAUAUUCCCUAAAAAUAUUAUCCAGUUAACCCCUGGCCCAUUUAAUAUAAUCACAUACAGAGCUGGGAGAACCUUUAUCAGGUUCCCAUUAUUUGCUUUAUAGAGGGCCCUGGAAACAGAGAAAUGACCCCGAAUAAUGCAGUGCAUUCAACGACCAGUACAGGAAUGACAUUUAUGGACAUGUCUUCAAAAAGUCUUCAAGAUUGUCUUUUAUUUGUGCGCUGAAUGUAAUCACCCAAGCUGAAAUCUCUAAUGUAAAAAAAAAGAUGCAUGAGAGGUGAAAACUGUGGCGAGCACAUAUCCACAACGCCUGCUUCCUUCGCCUAACGGUUGCAGAUAAAAAAAAAUCUAAACUCGCCAACAUCAAACACUGACACCGCUGCUUCUUCUACCCACCACCACCUAUAUGCCCCAUAGCUCAUGCAAACAGUCUUGAUACUCGCUGCUGCUGCUGACUGGUGCAGCUGGGUGAGGGUGCAGGGUUACUGGAGCUGGCGGGGGGAUUUCACAUCCCAGCAUGCCCAGUCAACGUGCCAGUCGGCCUUGCCAGCCUUCAUUAGCUGAAACAGUGAAAACAUUCCCCUUCGAGGGGGUUUAUGGUGCAGCUUCGAACAAUCGAUACCAAAAACCUCCAGCGUGGAACUGCCCUUUAGCCACGGGGCAGAGCGCCGCGGUCAAGAGAGAUCAGCGGGAGACCGCCUCCAUAUGAGGCCUCUGUAUCCAGCGGCAGCUUUCUCUACUAACUUUCUGCUAAAUACAACGUAAAGCAAACAACCCACGUUGAGAUGUAUCCAGUGUUUCACUUUUGAUUUCAUUGCAUUGUUCCGUUUCUGUUACAAAAGCUAUAUUGAUGGUUGUUUUCUUCAGUUUGGAUGAUGCAAAGUCAUGCCAAAAGGUUGAGACAUGCAAUGGGAUGUGGAAGGAGCCCUCCAAUACAGGAAGUACAAUCAUAGAGGGAUGGGGAUCGUAGCACUUUUGUGAGGCUUUUGAUGGCAUGAAUGUGUAUAUGUGUGUAUGUGUGUGAGUUUGUGUGUCCAUUAGGCAUUACUGUGAGGGAAGCAGUGAUUCAGCAAAGUGGUUGAUAACAGAUUUUUAACUGCUGAACACGUGUGGCAGAAAUGUUGGUUGUUACAUUUGCUGUUUGAAAAUGCUUUUUAAUCUAAGCAAAGGCUGACAAUGUAUUUAAUAGUUUUUUGUUCAGACCCUUCAUACUUUCAUUCAUUCAUACAUUCAAACAUACAUAAAAGUCAUGGAGCUUGAAGAGAUGGAAACUUGCACUUUGUAUUAAAGCGUGCUAAAUGUGAUUCCCCUUAGCCUGAUUAGUUUAAUUGACACUUAAGGCUCAUUAUUUUCUGCGUUUCUCCCCAAACAUCUAAAAGUUUAUCAGUAUGUGUUCUGAUUAUUUAAAGACUGGUGAAAAAAAAAUCAAUAAUAUCUGGAUGUUAAUCUGAUCUUAAAAUGACCAUUUGCAACACAAACACUUUAGUUUAAUAUUUUCUGACCUGCUAAUACGACAAGAGGACCUACUUUAGGGAAAACCGAAGCUUCUUUUUCAUGCAUAGUAACCUCAUUAUUAACAGAUAUGUGCAUAUGAAUGCAGAAUCUUUACGCAAAUCUUUACGAUUAUAGUCCCAGUAGUAUUGACCAAUCACAUUUCAUCAAGCUUUGGUUGCAUGCAGGUAAACAGACUGUGAGGAGAGGCAAAGAGGCUGAAUGCAUUGGCCGAAAUGCAAUUUUGGAACCCAUCAUUUGUCACGAUAAUUAAGCUUUUUAUCCACUUUUUUAAAUACUUCUGCAUUCCUAUACAGAUAUUUUUGGUGAAAAUCAAUAAACAGCUAAAAUAAUGAGCCUUAAGUACACUCUAAAAGGAAUUUGUCAGUUUCAGCACUUAUUUUGCCAAUUUUGUCCCAAACUACGUCAACACACCAAGUUCUUGAAGAGUUUCUAAACUUUCAAAAUUGUUGCAGCAUGCAGCAAAUACAACUCAUAAUUCUCCUCUUUAAUUUAAAACACUCUUGACAUGCUACAGAUCUCAAAGUCACUUCAGAUUCACAUUUGGUUUCUGUGGUGUUGAAGCAGGUUUUCUGUCACAGUGUUGCUCUGGGUCUCCUGUCGUCUCUCAGGCUCCUCCAGGCCAGCUAGCAGCCGUCCCACAGCUCUGAUUAGCAUUAGCACUCCCGGGUCCUCUUCUCUUGUUGCAAUUCAGCUAAUGAGAUGGCUCUGGGUCACAGGGAAACUGAGUGGUCUGGAGUAAAAAAAAAUACAAACAACAGGGACCUUGAGCCGGACCGUUUCCAGCGCUCCGUACCCAGUGGGCAGACUUGAUGUGGAACAAACAGAAGAUCCUGUUAGUAUUGAGAAAUGCCAGGAGAUAGUGAGAUAUUUGUCAAAGAGACUAAACUGUGAUGAAAAAAACUAAAUACGAUUUAAAAAAUCAUCACCCACAUGAAUAUCCGAAUCAUUAAAUCAGCCCUUGCAUUUUAUCUCAUGGAUUAAAGAUAAAAUAAAUUACCAUUUAUCUGCAAAGUCCCCACAGAUAUUUAAUCCACUCUGUGUCCCCAGACCCUCCCUCUUCCUUCACAGUUAAAGUGCCAUUCUUGUCUCCCUCCAUCCCUCCCUCCAUCCUCACCCCAUCUCUCCCUCUCUGUCCACAGCAGUUGUCCAUGCACUAUCAGCUGCAGGAAUGCUGAAUGCACAUUUUACACAUUUUGCCCAAAGAUUUGCAUAUUUGCAAGUUAACUGCUGUGAAUGUAGUAGAUGUAGAGGAAAGAGCCGAGAGGCAGAGACGCAGAAAAAAGGAGUGUGGAAGAAGAGGGAUUGUUUUUCUUACAUGAUCGUCCCAUUAAAUCUUAAUUACCGGUAUGCUCCGACUCUUCACACGUCAUAACAUUCUCAGUCUCUUGUCUACUGUCAGCUGGAGCCGAAUUCAUCGUUCACAAAUGUAAAAUAAUGUUCUCAUGGUCUUAUAGUCAGGAGUGGAGAAGCUUUAGUUUGUGAGCUUCUUGGCCCACUGCAAAUAGUAAUGUUCAGUAUCAUUUUUCAAAAACCACAGGUGGUCUGGAGCCUUUGGAAAUGUUAAACUGUUGACUAUGGAAACCAAUACAACACCAACUUUUUAACAAGUUUACCAUUUCCAUACAUCAGAUGGUUAAAGUUCAAUAGAAAUCCAGAGGAGAAGUCCUACCUUCUGGGGUUUACUGAAGGCGCUUUCACACUGGCAGAUUAGUCCGAAUAUGGGAACAGUUUGCCUUUUUCUUACUGAAACUCAGGUGCAACCACAUCCACCUGAAUGAGGGGAUCUGAAAUAUAAGCAAGACAAACUGUAGUACGGUUCAACAUGUUACUCUGAAAUCAUUAAGUACCAAUGCUUGGUCGUGUCCCUCAGCAUCAGAUAUACUCUAAGUAUCCCUUUAGGGUCAGUUUUGAACAUACAGUAUCAGGACAGUGUAUGUGUUUGUUUCUGCUCAAUAAAUGCAUAGUAGCUUUUCAAAUGAAACUUCCUAAAUUAGGUUUAGGCACCAAAACUACUUGGUUAAGGUGAGGAAAGAAGAACGGUGUUGGGAUUAAAAUAAGUUCUUCCCUAUGCAGUUACUGGACACAGUUACGUAGGUGACAUAGAACAUGAUGUAGAACAUGAUCCAUCUAUGUACUGAAGUUCAUUUUUUAGGUUAAAUCAAAAUAACAUUGACUUUUAGUUUCAUACAGCAUUAAAUUAAACAGAAGUCUCCAGGGUCAAAGUCCUGGUUUGUUAGACCUCCAUCUCUCCGAACCAUCUACACACAACUGCUGAAUCUGUACAUUGUGUUCUGGGAGUUUAAUAUUGUUGUGGAUGGGUUAACUUUGGAGUUAAUGCAGAUGUGGUGUGUCUCAUAAAAACACUAGAUUCCUUGUGCACCCAUAUCUGAUUCAGAGGGGCAUUCGACAAAUAUUUGGGAGUGAAAAUCUUUGCAUGUUUUGUGUGGAAAAAAACAGUUUGUACUCCAUGGGGAAACAAUUGUGUACGUCAUGACAAAAUGAUUGCCAUUCUUGCCAUAUUCAGACUGGAACCAACAAAGUGUGAAAACAGCCGUUAGACGCCAUCUUUGACCACAGCCAGUUGUUUGGACACAGUCCUUUGAGGGACCAGGCUUCAGUUUCCACAGUUUUCUACCAUAUCACCCUGAAGAAGGAUUGUCACUUCUGGCAGCUUUGUAAAUAGCGUGAGAUCUUACAGUACACACAGACCGUUCUGUGUGAAAUGAACUACGUACGUGGUGACGGCACCGUCUCAGACAUUUCAGCGUUUCUAUAGAUCUGCUUUAGUUCACGCAAACAUUGCACUACAUGAUCAUACUUAGCUAUCGCACUCUCCAUGUGCACGCACUGCUAGCUUAGUCUGUUGGAGCACUCUGUCAGAUAUCCACUUAACAUUUGUUCCACGUCCAGGAUGCACUUUGCCACCAAGAACCACUCGCAAUAGAUCAGAGUGACAUAUCGACUCAAACCUCCAGUGAAAUGCCUUUUUCAUCUCCGUUAUUCUGGGUGAGAAAGUUGAACUUUCAGUCAUGGUGUGACUUGGUUGAACUUUCUUGGUAUCAGUGGCAUCCCGGAGUGACUCUGUCUGUCUGUAACUACUGUGUUUGUCCAUGCUUGAUGUGUCAGUAUAUAAGAGAUUCAGAGAUCUUUACCCCUCUCCUUGUGUCUUUAUAUUUCACCUCACCCACACCAAACCCUCUCCACCAAAACCACAAGCAGUCAGAGCCCUCUGGGGCCCAAACACGCUCAUAGUCUUCAGAUAUCCAGCUGCACUGGGAAGUAUUUCUCAAGAGCUAUGCAGCCUUGGAGCUCCGAGCAGUUCUUUGGUGAGACUGCAAUAACUUCUCUCCACCUUACCAGCUAAAUGUCUGGUCAGUUGGUACAGUUUCAGUUCACUUGGCCCAUCCUUGUAGGUGCUUGACUAUCUGUCAGUUUAUCUGCUUCGUUACACUCUCAUGCCUGAUGCAUUCUUGUAGAGGACUUAGAGCUUAAAAACUACUUUUUGUUAGUUUUUAGGAACCUCCAAGUAUGUGCAAAAAGGAUCGGUAUCACAAUUAUUUUCUCUGUCUCCAUUACGUAGCUCAGUAAAGUAUUGUAUCUAAGGAAUUUGGCACUUUUUUGCUGUUUAACUUGUUUUAAUUCCUGUACAAACACAGAAGCAAUACUAAAACCCUCCCAGGAUCAAAGAUUUUAUGCCUUUUUUCAAUUUGUACAAUCCUCACCAAGUCUGGAAUAUUUGGAUUUGUGUAGCUGACUAUCCAUUGGCCUGCCCUAGAUUUUUUUUCUGGAGUGAAACAAGAAAAAAUGAAAAAAUGGAACUCAGAGACCACAGACCACCACCAAAGCCAAAAACCUUAUCUCACAAAGUUUAAUGAUUUAAUGAUUUGUGUGUCCACCCCGUGAUUUGUAUCUGUUCCGAAAUGUAUUGGGUUCUUUAUUGGCCCACGCUACACCCUUCCACCAAGUUUCAAGAAAAUCGGGCUACGAGUUUUUUCCACACUGAUAACAAACAAUCCAAUCUCAAAAACAACUUUCUUGGCGGACUUGAUAAUCUCCUUCAGUACUGUUAUGACUCAUGACGGUGUAGAAGAAACUCAAUAAUCCCUCAUAUUGCUGAUCAACAAUGUUUUGGUCCUCAGACCUUUAUAAGUGUAACUGUGUCAGGAUUAUUUAGUUUCUUUCUAUAUUAUAAGGAUACUUUUGCUCAUCGUUCCUGUUGAUUACAACAACAUGUUCCUGCUUGUGAGUUUUUCAGAAAUCUUGGACGUGUCGGAGAAGACAAAAGAUGUAAAUGUUUCCCUCAGGUUCAAGUGCCAAACAAAAGUGGUUAAACUUGAGGUUUUAGAAACGUGCAUGUUGUUUAUUUUGACGGCACAAUCAGACAUUGUUAAGUUAAUUAUUAAAUCUCUGCAAUGCAUCUGGUGAGCAAAAUAAUAUUGCAGCCAACAGGAACGACAGUCGGAAUAAGAUCCAUAUUAAAAAAGUCACUACGAAUAUAUUUUGGAGACACAGAAAUGAUUCUGGUGCCAAUCCUAAAACCACUUCUUGUAGGAAAAAAGUGACGAAUCCAGCGUUGUCACUGAGUGAAAGCUGCACCUUUAUAUCAUCACAGUGAACUCAAACCAUAACUGUUAAGGGAUCACAACUCUGUAUUUCCUGGGAUGAGUCGACAUGUAGAGAAAAGAGAAGACAGCAGGUGUGUUUUUACCAUCACAACAUCCUUCUCACCCAUCCUGCAGGGGCUCUGUUACUCUGAUACCUUUCAUUUCAACUUUUGAUCCAUAAACCUUCACUCCACACUCGCCUUCCUCUCCUCUGUUACCGUCACCUCUGUUGACUUUUUUAUUUUAUUUUUUAUUUUGAGUUCUCUUGUUUUACUUACAAUUUUUUGCUGUACAAAAUGUUUAAAAUAUUAUUUGUAUUAUAUGAUGUUAGUAUGGUAAUGUUCUUUAUUAAGGAAGAAGAAAAUUUAUUUUUGUUACUGGUCUGUUUCAUAAUUCUUUUCUAAAUUGGUAUUGUAAGAUAUCUAUGCAAGAACUGUUAAGUGGAGCAUUUUUAUUUAAGAAUGUAAUAUGUGUAAUAAAUGGUAGAAUCUG
Messenger RNA from Centropristis striata (black sea bass), 11143 nucleotides. RefSeq names its product Kruppel like factor 7b (gene klf7b). Lineage: Eukaryota; Metazoa; Chordata; Actinopteri; Perciformes; Serranidae. The record is from RefSeq and is a predicted model, not a curated record. The transcript has 4 exons. Bases 305 to 1234 code for a protein of 309 amino acids. Gene Ontology annotation, biological process: regulation of transcription by RNA polymerase II. Gene Ontology annotation, molecular function: RNA polymerase II cis-regulatory region sequence-specific DNA binding; DNA-binding transcription factor activity, RNA polymerase II-specific.